GGGAUAGCCUAAUUAACAAAAGAGUAGCCUUAGCAAACAUAGAAUAGUGAUUUGUUAUAAUGUACAAAUGUGUGAUAAAAUAGUUGAGAGUUUGGAUUCUCCUCAUGUUACAAACCAUGUUAUAAGGUAUUCUGACUGUAUGUGUGUUGGCAGUGAGAUGUACCUGCAGUGUGUAUUGUGUGACCUGCUCACUGCUGCUGGCAGACUGCAACAGCCAUCUUGACUAAACUACGGUGGAUGCAGUCUCCAUGGCAACACUACGUUGCAGAAUAAAACCCAGAGAUGACUGUGUUUGCCUCUCAUCCCAAACCCCACCCCCAACAAACUCCCCACUGUCUGCACCAUCUCAGCAGCUCCACACAGUGCACCCACAUUACAGUAUAUUGCCAUCUUUUUUUGUCAUCCUCCUCUUCAUUAGGAUCUACCCAGAACAUAUUCUGACCCAUCCCCCACUCCCCUACAAAUAAACCUUUUAAAGGAAAGAUCCAUUGAGCUUUUGCUUGGGCUAAUUGCUCUGUUAUUCUGUUUCUUGUACAUCUAGAUGAAAAUCUCAUCAAGUGCCCUGAUCUAUACCCCCAAACCACCACCUCACUCCACCCAAAAAACUAUUAUCCACAUCAGUACAAACAGGACUCCCUCCAUCACCUUCCCCCACUCCCUCUCAUUUCCCUGUUGUACUAACAUUACUUUGCGUUUUCCCUUUUUACAGUUAAAAAUACAAGAAACUUGGGCCUUAUGAGGCAAGAUCCAAGAGAAUCUGAUAUGAAACAUGCCGUGAAACUGUCAAGUCACUCAACUACAGUACAUGAUUAUUGCCUGAUUAUUUUAUUCAGCAGUAUAUUCCCAGUGUCUUUGUACUCCAGUAAUUCUUUUCACCCUAUCAAUUCAGACCUUAAAGGCAAUAAACUGCAUCCUUUGUCCUUUUAAGGGAACUGGGCGGUAUUUAAGGAAGCCAAACCCCUUUGCACCAGACAGACUGUUCCCCUCAGUCAGUUCCUGAGAUUUCAACUGUUUUGCAUAUUCCCUACCCCCUCCAUAUGCUAUUGGGUUCUUCAACUCCUCCCAUCGGCCGUCUGACCAAUGCUGCAUGUAAGCCACUCCCCUAACGUCCUCCUUUCCCUUCUCCUCUUCCUUACUGUCCCCUUCUUCUCCCAGACAGACCCUGCCCUUUCCUUUCUGUCGCCGGGUCUGUGGAUUUUGCUGGAGAGGAUUGGGACGCUGACAAUGGGAAGCUUUCUCUCCGGCCUGCAAUGCUGACACUCCAAUCCCUCCUGCUGGGUAUUCAUGUUAAGCGGUCCCUGUGCCUCCUUUGAAUGUCCGUUAUUAUGGCUAAGCGUGAGACCGGCAGCACCAGCCCUGUGGUCAGGCAGAUAGACAAGCAGUUCCUGGUCUGCAGCAUCUGUUUGGACCAUUACCACAACCCCAAGGUCUUGCCCUGCCUGCAUACCUUCUGUGAGAAAUGCCUUCAGAACUACAUCCCUCCCCAGUCCUUGACGCUGUCCUGCCCAGUUUGCAGACAGACCUCUAUCUUGCCGGAGAAGGGUGUGGCAGCCCUGCAGAACAACUUCUUCAUCACAAACCUAAUGGAGGUGUUACAGCGAGACCCAGAGUGCAGCCGACCUGAAGCCUGUAAUGUUCUUGAGUCAGCCAGUGCAGCUACAGCCUGUCAGCCCCUCUCUUGCCCCAACCACGAGGGCAAGGUGAUGGAGUUUUACUGCGAGUCAUGUGAAACAGCCAUGUGUCUGGAGUGUACAGAAGGAGAACACAGGGAACAUGUGACAGUUCCUCUGAGGGAUGUGCUGGAACAGCAUAAGUCAGCGCUAAAGAAUCAGCUGGACACUGUGCGCAACAGACUACCUCAGCUGACGGCUGCCAUUGAGCUUGUGAAUGAGAUCUCCAAGCAGCUCACAGAGCGGAAAAAUGAGGCAGUGACUGAAAUCAGUAACACUUUUGAUGAGCUGGAGAAGGCCUUACACCAACGCAAGACUGCUCUGAUUACUGAGGUGGAAAACAUCUGCAGCUCUAAGCAGAAGGUGCUUCAAGCCCAGCUGACCUCUUUGCUUCAGGGCAAAGAAAACAUUCAAAGCAGCUGCAACUUCACAGAGCAGGCCCUGAGCCAUGGCAGUGCCACUGAGGUCCUGUUGGUGCAGAAGCAGAUGGGUGAGCGGGUCAGUGCUCUGGCACGACACACCUUUCCUGAGCAUCCCCACGAAAAUGGACAUCUGGAAUGCCAGGUGGAGACGGAUGGACUGAGACGCUCCAUUCAGAACCUGGGAGUCCUGAUCACAACAGGGACUGUAGGCCACACUAGUGUUGCCACUGGUGAAGGCCUGCGACAUGCACUGGUCGGCCAGCACACCACUGUCACAGUCACCACUAAAGACAAGGAUGGAGAACUCGUGAAAACUGGUAACGCUGCUCUGAGGGCAGAGAUCAUCUCUGCAGAUGGAGUGUGCACCGAAGCAGAGGUGACAGACAACAAGAAUGGCACUUAUGAGGUUGGAUAUACCAUUCGCUCAGAGGGAGAAUUUACCUUCUCUCUGCUGCUUUAUGAGCAGCCCGUGAGGGGUAGUCCGUUCCGUUUGCGAGCCGUCAAGCCUUCAGAUGUCCUGCAGUCGCCAGACGAUGUGAAGAGAAGAGUGAAGUCUCCGAGUGGAGGAGGAGGUCAUGUUCGACAGAAGGCUGUGCGCAGACCCUCCAGCAUGUACAGCACCACAAAGAAAAAGGAAAACCCAAUAGAGGAUGAGCUGAUCUAUAGAGUGGGAUCAAGAGGGCGAGAUAAAGGAGAAUUCACUAACCUACAAGGCAUCUCCACCUCCAAUAAUGGACGUAUUGUGGUGGCAGACAGCAACAACCAGUGCAUACAGGUAUUCUCCAACGAUGGACAGUUCAAGAUGAGGUUUGGGGUCAGAGGCCGUUCACCAGGGCAGCUGCAGCGUCCCACAGGCGUCACAGUGGACAUGAACGGUGACAUUAUUGUAGCUGAUUAUGACAACAGGUGGAUUAGCAUCUUCUCCUCGGAUGGCAAGUUUAAGAACAAAAUCGGAGCUGGAAGAUUGAUGGGACCCAAAGGUGUGGCUGUGGACAAGAAUGGACAUAUCAUCACAGUUGAUAAUAAGGCCUGCUGUGUCUUCAUCUUCCAAUCAAAUGGAAAGCUGGUGACAAAGUUCGGAGCCAGAGGAACAUCAGAUAGACACUUUGCAGAAAAAAGUGGUGCAAACAUUGCACUGGAACAAAAGCUUAGUAAAUCUGGCCCUGUUUUCAGUCCUCACUUUGUGGCCGUAAAUAACAAAAAUGAAAUUGUGGUCACAGACUUUCAUAACCAUUCAGUCAAGGUGUACAAUGCAGAUGGGGAGUUCCUGUUUAAAUUUGGCUCCCAUGGGGAGGGGAACGGCCAGUUCAAUGCUCCAACAGGCGUGGCUGUUGAUGCCAAUGGCAAUAUCAUUGUUGCUGAUUGGGGCAACAGUCGGAUCCAGGUGUUCGACAGCUCAGGGUCCUUCCUGUCCUACAUCAACACAUCAGCGGACCCCCUUUAUGGUCCCCAGGGCCUGGCUCUUACAUCUGAUGGUCAUGUGGCGGUGGCGGACUCGGGGAACCACUGCUUUAAGGUCUACCGCUACCUGCAGUAGAGACCUGAGACAGCCAUCUUCAUCACUGCAAGUACUGACAACGACACAACCAAUGUAUUCCACAAGGUGCAAUGACCUUUCCAGUACAGCCUUUUGAUGUGCACAUCAGCUGAUCUCCCGGAUAUAAUUAACUGCCUGAGUUUACCCUCCUUAAGAUGUGUAUUGAGGGUUGUUUUUAAAAGUUGGAUAAUGUAGCAUCCUUGGGACAAGUAAUGGACAUAAACUAAGGACUGGUUUAGAAAACAUGUGAAGACAUUUUUGUGUGUUGUACACUAUUGAUGGUAUUAUUAAACCACACUUUCUGUGAGACCGGACAGGGUAGGAUAUAGAUUGAAGUAUUUAAUGAGCCAUAACUUGUCCAAAUGCAUGACGUUUUAUUUUAUCUUUACACCUAGGAAACAACACCGUGUACCCACCGGUUGCUUUUCUCAUGACCUAGUUAAUGCUUAAAGUGAUAUGAACAGCGCUACGCUUUUCCAGCAAUGAAAUGUAAAACUUCUCAUUUACUGACAUCUCACAUAAAAAUGUCACCACCAUCUGUGCAUUGAUUUGCUGUAUGUACUGUAUAUACAUAAAUGUAUAUUGUGUAUAUUAGAUCACUCCGUAUGUAUGUGCUAUGAUUUUAAACACAAAGCCUUUUGGCUUCAGAGAGCAGCAGUCAAGGAUUCCAGGAUUUAAACGUGUGUAUAUGGCAGCUGUUACAAAGUGUGCUUUUCAAACAUACCCAGCACAUGCUUCAAAAAAGAAGAUUGUCAUAUUUAUUGCUAAUGUAAGCAGCACAAUAAUCUGUUUUUGUUAAUAUCUGUUGUUUAAAAAGGAAAAAAAAAAAGCUAAUUUAUUUUAUUUUAUACACUAGCUCAGCAUUUACAAAUUAUUUUUCUAAAUUGAUGUGCUUUUUUUCUUUGGAGCUUCACAAUUUAUCCCUACCUUAGGGGAAAUUUCACCCUAAAGCAGAAUUCAGUAUCUCCCCCACAUCUGGAAAAAAAUGAUCAGUGUUUUUGCACAUGAGCAGCUCUUUUUCAAAGCUACAAAACCAUCUUUUGUGUUCAUUUAUGAUGCCAUUAGAAAAAAGUUUUGUAGGUUUUCUUUUCAUAAUUAAUGGCUAUAACGAUAUGGGUUUGUGGAAUGAUUGCUUUGCCUUUAAUAAUUAAAAAGCUUUAUUCUUUGAAGUGCUAACAGUUACAAACCAGAAAUAAAACACAUAUCUCAGGAAAUCCAUCCAAAUUAGAUCACCAUGUCAACAACUUUUUUUUUUCUUUUCGAUGCUAUCAGAUUUGGGAGAUGUUGGGAGCUUUGUAAGAAAACUGAUAAUUUGUGCAAAUGUAGUCUUGGUCCACAGAAAUGAUUGGGAUGGAAUAUGAAUUCUGUUUUACAGUGGUUAUUUUUCUUCUGUUUUUGGCUUUCACAUAGUAAACCAUUAAAAAAGGAUUAAAUGAUGGUUUAUUAGAUGAUGUUUGUCAGCAAACUCAUCCACGCUUUAUUAUACACUCGCCGAUGACACUGUUGUGAGCGAUCUAAAGAAACACCGUUAGAUCUGAGUUUCUGCCUGCACUACUGUGCAUCAAGCCAUGACUCCAAAUGAAAACUUGCUCCCCCUGGUGUUCAUUCUGUGUAAUUUCAUAAGGAAACCUGGUGCCACAGCAGAAGAGAGACCAGCUGCAGGAAGAAGGUGACUUCCUGGUUUGACAUAAUUACCCACAGCACUGUGCUAAAUAAACAAUCACACUCACCUUCCCCAGUGUAGAGAUUUUCUGAGCUGCAGGAUAUUACCCAAUUUCACUGGUGAAAUCAACCAGGAAGCUGCUGUUUCUCAUGCACCUGAUCUGUUGUUUGACUUGUUGCCAAACAGGAGCCCAGACAUCUUCAGAGUCCAAGGCUCACCUUUUACAGAUGUGUCUGAAGCAUUUUACCCUACGCUGUGUCACAACCAUACAAACAAUUUUGUUUUCUCUAUGAAUAUGCACUGGUAAUAAAAGCACAUGGUUUACUGA
Molecule: messenger RNA, 5620 nt
Organism: Plectropomus leopardus (leopard coralgrouper)
Lineage: Eukaryota; Metazoa; Chordata; Actinopteri; Perciformes; Serranidae
Product: tripartite motif-containing protein 3-like
Biological process (GO): proteasome-mediated ubiquitin-dependent protein catabolic process; protein polyubiquitination
Molecular function (GO): ubiquitin protein ligase activity; protein binding; zinc ion binding
Source: RefSeq, a predicted model, not a curated record